CAAUACCCAUCAUUAGGCGUAAAACUAUCUCGCUCCAGCAAUGUAGUAUCAUUUUCAAAAACCCACCCUCAUCUAUUAGCCGCUGGUUUAGAUAAGGUGCGUAAUGAUCCUUGUUUGUUAGUGUGGGAUGUGACAAGAUCAUUGGAUAGUUAUUGCAAUACGCCGACAGGAGCUCAAACACCAACAGCCUUCAAUACAGCAAAGACAGUGAAUCAACAAGAAUUAAAGGCAGCAAUCACGAAUCAAUGGAGAUUGGAUGCCGGAAGAACGACUGUAGAUUCUUACGAGGGUAAUGAAGUAAAUACAAAUGGAAAAUCAAAAGAGCAAGGGCCUUUACGACAAUACGGUUCAUCUGAGGCUAUUUCUUCGUGUUCUUGGUCAAUACAUGCUAAUGCUCCUUUAUUGAUAGCCGGUAUGGGUAAUAAAUAUCUGAGAGUAUAUGAUAUUCGUGCCGACCCUGCCUCCAGCCCCUUACAAUUUGUUACAAAAGCCGUUUUUAAUAUUGUUGUGGAUCCUUUCAACUCUUACCGAGUAGCAUCACACACAGAAGAUGGAGUCAUUAAAUUGUGGGAUAUUCGAAAAACCAGCAAUUCUAUUCUAACAUUGACACCGGAAACGAAAGGCAAUUUAUCGCGCAUCCUUUUCUCUCCUUCACAGCCUGGCUUUUUAGCAUCUCUCACAAAAGAUGCUUCCCACAUAGAUUUGUGGGAUAUCCAGGAAACGUGUUCGUUACAUCAAAGCGUAUUGCCUAGUUUAGUCAAUGAGACAAAUGCAGAUUAUCUCAGUAUACCCGUUUUAUGGAAAAGCCGUAAAACACGUUAUAGUACUAAGGGAUUCGCUUCUUUCACAUUUAUCCCACCUUCUGCUAUUAUCGCAGACCAAGCAUUCAGCAGUAACCAUAAACCGCGGUCUUACUGUAGACAACUUCCGAAUGCCCAUACUAUUCUAGCAGUACAUUCAGAUGGAAAAUUUGAAUCGAUCAAAGUACAAGAAGCAUGCCAGGUUGCUUGGCAGCCUACUGGUGGUAUGAUAAUGACGGGAAGGAAGGGAUUAUUGAGUUAUCUGCCGGUGUCGUCGACAGAUGUGAGCACUCGAGAUGUAUCAAGGGAUUCACAGCCCAGAAGAGACGAAGAGGAUAUGCAUAAAAACUUCACAUCACUUAUUUUGAAUAAUGAAGAUCAAGCUUUAGCAGAACAGUUGGAGAAAGAUGUCUCAGUUAUUAUGCGAAGGCGGUUAAUGGAGGGUUAUUCUAUGGAUAGCGUGAAAAAUUUAAAGAUAAUCCAUGAUGAUCGCAAAUUACGUGAAGUGUGGAACUGGGUAAAGAUUGCAGAUCAGAUUUCUGGUAAAUUAUCAAAAAUAGGCGGCGUAGACUAUAGUUUCGAGGGCGUUUAUGGAAUAUGCAUGGACUCUAAUACUAACAGUAACAACAGGCCAUCGUCGCCAGCAGCUAUCACCUCGCGUUCAGUCUCUCCAAAGGUGACAAGGCAUACUACUUCUGUCACCUUGAAAAAUUUGGUAUCGAGCUCAGCCACUAGACUAACAAUGGUUGAUACACAUAAGCCGACACUAAGAUACUUGGCAUUAUCUGCUUGUGGAUUUGCAUUUGAUUCUGAGGGAUUUGAAAAAGUGCUAGAAGAUUUGGAGAAGAAUGGUGAAUAUGAUAAAGCCGCUGCUUUAGCACUAUUUCACAACAAUAGUGAAAGAGCUAUUAAAGCGCUGAAUAGUGCCAAAGAGGAAGAUGAGAAAGGAGAGCAACAAUAUAAGCUGAUGUCGGCCGUUUUGGCCAGCUACCAAGGAGGCAAUAUUAGCAAUAAUGACAUGUGGAGGGAUAUUUGCGAAUCGCUCAGCAAUGAUAUGAAGGACAGACCCUAUCUGAAAGCUAUUUUCGCUUAUAUCUCAUCGAAUAACUGGUACAGAGUAUUGGACGAGCGUGAAAUACCGUUGAGGGAGAGAAUGGCGAUUGCAUUACGAGUGUUGAAAGAUGAUGCAGUAAGAAAAACGCACUCACUUUUUGCGUUUGUGUUUAAAGCUCUUCUUACUGAUACUACCUGUUUUCUCUCUGUAUUAUAG
This is a messenger RNA of Mycotypha africana, 2070 nucleotides long. RefSeq names its product WD40-repeat-containing domain protein. The annotation marks the transcript as partial. The record is from RefSeq and is a predicted model, not a curated record. Gene Ontology annotation, biological process: positive regulation of TORC1 signaling. Lineage: Eukaryota; Fungi; Mucoromycota; Mucoromycetes; Mucorales; Mycotyphaceae. Gene Ontology annotation, molecular function: protein binding. Gene Ontology annotation, cellular component: cytoplasm. The transcript has 9 exons.